Molecule: messenger RNA, 763 nt
Organism: Girardinichthys multiradiatus
Lineage: Eukaryota; Metazoa; Chordata; Actinopteri; Cyprinodontiformes; Goodeidae
Product: histone H2A
Exons: 1
Coding region: 1-387 (128 amino acids)
Cellular component (GO): nucleosome
Molecular function (GO): protein heterodimerization activity; DNA binding; structural constituent of chromatin
Source: RefSeq, a predicted model, not a curated record
AUGAGCGGACGAGGCAAGACCGGAGGAAAAGCCAGAGCUAAGGCCAAGACCCGCUCGUCCAGAGCCGGACUACAGUUCCCAGUGGGCCGUGUUCACAGGCUGCUGCGUAAAGGCAACUAUGCGGAGCGAGUGGGAGCCGGAGCCCCCGUCUACCUGGCCGCUGUGCUCGAGUAUCUGACCGCUGAGAUCCUGGAGCUGGCUGGAAACGCCGCCCGCGACAACAAGAAGACCCGCAUCAUUCCCCGCCACCUGCAGCUGGCUGUCCGCAACGACGAGGAGCUCAACAAGCUGCUGGGUGGAGUCACCAUCGCUCAGGGCGGCGUGCUGCCCAACAUCCAGGCGGUGCUGCUGCCCAAGAAGACCGAGAAGGCCGCCAAGGCCAAGUAAAGCUGCGGAGAAACCAACCCAAAACGGCUCUUUUAAGAGCCACACACUCCCUCUUUGAGAGCUCGGAGACCACUACGUGUUUUAUUAUGUCCAGCAAUAUAUAAUGGUCCAGUCAAAGCAGGUCUUCAACAUCUUUACAAGACAGCUACAGUAAAACUAGCAUCUCACAACUUUAAAGGUAAAGUGGAGGUUCUGCUACAGGUUCUUGAUAAAGUUACUGGUCUUAGUCUAACAAAUAUAAAGGAUUUAAAUGUUUAUCUCCUGUUAUGCAUCAAAUUGUGUCUCAAAGCUUUUAAAAAAAAACACAUUUUAUGAAACAUAGAACAAAUAUGCCGAUGGUUGAUUUGUUUAAAGGCCAAAAGUUGUGUAAGUUCUC